Molecule: messenger RNA, 1278 nt
Organism: Kogia breviceps (pygmy sperm whale)
Lineage: Eukaryota; Metazoa; Chordata; Mammalia; Artiodactyla; Physeteridae
Source: RefSeq, a predicted model, not a curated record
AACAUCCUCGGAUCCUCCAAGUCAGAGUGGACUAUUUUUUUCAUCAUAUUCUGUCAUUCCUAGACCAGAGUUGGGGAGCUGAGGUGUGACAGGUGGGACCAGGCAAGGCUGUUUUAAACAUUAACACAGCACUGCCACUGCCCCGAGGAGCCAGUGUCCCAGAGCGAGCUACAGAGCUGUCUGGUGGCCCAGCUAAGGAGGCGGUAACCAGUGACCGUGGCUCCCUUUGCCCAGGUCCCAGCAGGCAUUGGCAGCUUUGGUCACUUCCAGGUACAGCUGCUGAUAUUGUUCAGUGUCCCCAACUUCCUGACUGCCUUCUGCAUGUUCACCCAGGUCUUCAUGGUCCUGGAUGAGGCCCACCACUUUUCAGUGGCCUGGGUCAAGAACCGGACUCUGACCCCGAGCGCUGCUGAGCAGCCGGUGCUGAGCGUGCCUCCUGUGGGUGCUGCAGGCAGCCCUGAGCCCUGCCUCCUGUUCUGGCCACCCCCCGAUGGAGCCAGCCUGGAGGACAUCCUCAGCCACAGCUUCAGUGAGACACAACCUUGCGAGGCGGGCUGGGUCUAUCGCAGGAGGCCCCCAUCCCUAAAGAAUGAGCUGAACCUGGUCUGUGGUCGGAAGUAUCCGAAGGAGACCUCCCGGUCGGUGGACCUGCCUAGGCUUCUCAUUGGGGCGCUCAUCGUCGGGCCCCUCUGUGACGGUUGCAGAGUGGGUGGGGCCCUGGUGGAGAACUCGGGCUGUGGUCCUGGCCCAGUGCACCUUCUCCAUGGGGCAGAUGGCCCUCGAGAUACUUCCCAGGCAAGCUGCCCCUCGGUUGGCUACGUGUCCAGAGAGGUGUCUGGGAGAGCGAGCCUGUGGGGUCAGUGUGCACUGGGACAGCGGGGAGGCUCCUGGGGGAGUGGGGAGGCCCAGGUCCAAGCCCCAGGGUCACAGCCCGACCUACAGGGCUCUGCCGGAAUCUGCACGGUGGCUCCUGACCCGGGGGAGGGUAGAGGAGGCUAAACAACCGAUCCAGAGGGUGGCCUCGGUCAACGAGCGAAAACUCUCCCCCGAGCUCCUGAGCCAGGUACUUGCAGUAGCUGGGCCAGCCCUGCCCUGAUCUGUCCACACAGCCCGGCCUGCCUGGCCCCUGACUCUGCACCUCCCUCCCAGAUGGUCCCAGAGAAGACCGGCCCCACGGGCAAUGCCCUGGAUCUGUUCCGACACCCCCAGCUCCGGAAGGUGACCCUGAUUCUCUUCUGUGUCUGGUGAGUGGGCCCACGGCCCUCCCUGAGGCCCAAA